Molecule: messenger RNA, 829 nt
Organism: Cuscuta campestris
Lineage: Eukaryota; Viridiplantae; Streptophyta; Magnoliopsida; Solanales; Convolvulaceae
Source: the annotation of a GenBank genome assembly
CGCACAACCGUGAAGGGUCACCUCUCCAUCAACGACUAUUGUCGUCUCCUCAAGAAUCUCUCUGAAUACCUCGAUGAUGUGGAUGCACCGGUCACCGAACAUGCACUCGUACUCCAAGUUCUUCAAGGUCUCCCCCACGACAUCCGGAGUCAAGUGCAAUUUUUGCAAUAUCAAAACCCGCUCCCCACAUUCUUGGAAGUUCCGUCGGCGUUGCUUCUUGGUGAACAGCAGCAAAACGACUCUCUUUAUGGUUCCGGCACGCCACCCACAGCCCUUCUCAGCACUGGAGGUCACGGCGGCCUUGGAGGGAGCGCAUAUCGCCAAGAUCGGGGCAGCGGCUAUGGCGGAUCUGGGAGCCGCAGCAGCGGCAGUUUUGGCGGCGGACCUGGCGGAGGCUAUGGCGGACGCGGCAGGUCCUCAGGCGGCGGCAACCGCGACAGGGGCUGCGGUCGAGGUUGUGGCAGCGGUGGACAUUUGCGGCAACCCUCAGGCUUCAAUUCCUGGAUAUUCCCGUCUCCCUCCCCUGGUGUCCUUGGGCCUCAGCCCAACCCGCCUAAUCCACUAGCCCAAGCCCACAUCCACAACUCUCCUUAUUAUUCCACUCCCCCUACCCAAACAACCCAGCCCACGGCCCAUAAUCACCAAACCCAAAUCCCACUCCAUAGCCCAACCAAUUUCCCCUCUACCCAGCCCAAGUCUCCCCCUACCCGUACCUCACCCCCCAGCCCCCACUCGUACCCACCCGCCCCACUCCCCUACCCCACCUAGCCCCACAUCCCUAGCCCACACCCUUGAGAGCCUAAUCCUCAACCCCAGCUACCCCAAUUGG